AUGCUUCUUUCACCAUUACCUUUUGACAACAUGUGCAACAUAGUUCUGACAGCAGGUCUCUGCCUGGUCUUUGCCAGCUUGGGCUCUUCUGAAAGGCUGGUGUGUUACUUUAACAGCUUGGCCGAAGAUAGAGCAGACGCCGGGAAGUUCACGAUUGAGGAUAUCGAUCCGAACAAAUGUACCCAUCUGAUCUACGCCUUCUCUGACAUCAAUGAAUUCAAUGAGCUGGUCCCCACUAGAAGAGCAGACAUUGUCCGCUACCAGUUGCUUAAUGGGCUCAAAACCAGAAAUCCUUCACUCAAAACCCUGUUGGCUGUUGGUGGCCCCACCUUUAACAGAGAAAAAUUCACUACCAUGGUGUCAACCACACAAAAGAGAACAACGUUCAUCCAGUCUGCUGUCGCACUACUGAGAUUAUUUCAGUUUGAUGGGUUAAACCUGGACUGGAUGUACCCUGUUGGAGCAGGAGGCAACCCAGACAACAAGCAGAAAUUUACACUGUUGUGCAAGGAGCUCAAUGCUGCCUUUGAGACUGAAGGGAAGAAACAUAACCGUGACCGAUUAAUCCUCACAGCAAGUGUCUCUGCUGAGAGAGAGGUCAUUGAUGCCAGUUAUGAAGUCAAAAAGAUUAUCAAGGACCUGGACUUCCUCAAUGUGCUGACGUUUGACUUUCAUGGCUCCUGUGAAAAUGUCACAGGACAUCACAGUCCCUUAUUCAGGGGAUCCCACGAUACUGGAGACAAAAUCUACUAUAAUACUGACUCUGCCAUGCAGUAUUGGUUGGACAAGGGAGCACCUGCACAAUUGCUUAAUUUGGGACUAGCUGCAUAUGGGCGAGCUUUUUCCCUCUCCUCUGCAUCCAGUGAUGUUGGAGCUCCAGCCAGCGGCGCUGGUAAAAAAGGCUGUUACACUGGUGAAGAAGGAUUCUGGGCCUAUUAUGAGACUUGCCUUUAUACUAAAGGGGCUACAGUCCACUGGAUUGCUGAUCAGAAAGUUCCAUAUGCCAUCACAGAAAACCAGUGGGUUGGAUUUGAUGACACACUCAGCAUUAGUACAAAGGUAACCAUCUGUCCCUGUUAUGGAGUGACAGCCGGGCUGGUUCCCAAUCCCUCGGACAAAGGUUCUUUUUUCAACUGUGGCCCUGAUGGAGCCUCCCCCCACCACAACUCUUACAACCACUACUCCCACAACCACUACCACCAUAACUACUCCGACUACCACAACUCCACCUACCACCACAACUACUCCAUCUACCACGACCACAACUCCAACAACUACUCCAGCUAUGACAACCACAGCUCUCGUCACCACAACCACCACAACUCCCACUACCACGACAACAACUCCUACUACCACAAGUCCCACAACCACUACCACCACAUCUACUCCAACUACUGCAACCACAACUACUCCGACUACCACCAGAACUACUCCAUCUACCAUGACCACAACUCCAACAACUACUCCAGCUACGACAACCACAACGGGGAGUUCCAGAGCCUGGGAGCCCUGUCGGAGAACGCCCCUGAGUAG
Messenger RNA from Limanda limanda (common dab), 1533 nucleotides. Its product is annotated as chitinase-3-like protein 2. NCBI's taxonomy places the organism in Eukaryota, Metazoa, Chordata, Actinopteri, Pleuronectiformes, Pleuronectidae. The transcript has 13 exons. The record is from RefSeq and is a predicted model, not a curated record. Gene Ontology annotation, biological process: chitin catabolic process; carbohydrate metabolic process. Bases 1 to 1533 code for a protein of 510 amino acids. Gene Ontology annotation, molecular function: chitin binding; chitinase activity. Gene Ontology annotation, cellular component: extracellular region.